AUGUAAUUAAAUUAUAAACUAUCUAUUCCUUCUUUUUUAAUUAGUGAAGAAGAUGGAAGGACAGUUCAUUAUUAAAUAAAAAUACAAAAUUAGAAUAAAGAAUGGGUAGUAUAAAAGAGGUAUUUAAAUUAUUUAGAUAGAUAUUCCGAAUUUAAAAAAUUAAAGGACAGUUUAACAUAAUAUUUUGGAGAUAUAUUACCUGACUUACCUAAAAAGAAAUAUAUAACAUUUUUAGUUGGUAAAUCUGACUAAGAAUUAGACCAAAGAAGAUAGGAAUUAGAAAAAUUUUUACACGUGAUUUCUCAAAAUGAAAGAAUUAUAAAUAGUGGUUAAUUUUAGAGUUUUUUAAAUUUAACUUAAAGUAAAAUCUAAGUAACCAUUUUACAAAAUUUUAAAUUUGGAAUAAGAGAUUUUUAUUAUAGUGAAGAUUUACUGAUUAUAUUAAAUGCAGAAACUAAUGCUUUAAGCAGAUUUGAUGCAUAUAUUUAGAAUAUUAUAGAUGAUGAAGCAAUAGUUCCAGUUGGUUCAAUAGAAUGCUGGGAACAUUCAGUUAAGAGUUGGACAAAAAAAUAUAAUUCUUAAGCUAUUUGUUUAUAUUUUCAUAAUCAAUCACUUUUAAUUGGUUUAGAUAAUGGAAUGAUCAAUUAUUUAACUAUAUUACCUGGAAAAAUAAAUACAAGUUAUGAAAUUGAAUAACAUUAAAGUAGAGUAAUGGGAGUGUAUCUAUUUAAUUAAUUAAUAUAUUCUGUUAGCAAGGAUUAAAACUAUAGAGUAGUAAAUUUUUAAACAGGAUAAUUAGAAGUUGAUUAUCAUCACAAUUAUGAAUUAACUUGUCUUAAAUUCAAUGAAAUAAGAAAUUGUGCAUUUAUAGGAGAUAGAAAUGGAUAAAUUAUGAUAUUUCAAAAUUCUUCUAAAUUAAUUACCUUAGAUUUCAAUGAUUAAUUUCUAAGAGAUUUAGCAGUUGAUCCAAUUAAAAAUUAUUUAAUAGGAAUAUGUUUUUAUACUGGUUCUACUAUUGUUUAUGAUAUUGGAGGUAUUGGUUAGGUAAUAAGAGAAUAAAUUAAUUUAGGAAAAAAAUACAAAAAAGAUUACAUAAUUCAAAAAUAAAGAUAAAAGUAGAUGUGUAUGUUGGUCAAGUAGUAGAGGUGAAGUUUUUAUUGGUAAUAGUGAUGGUACAAUUACUAUUUGGAGUGCAAAGGAUUGUUCACCUAUAAAAGAAUAUUAAGUUCAUUAAAAUGAAAUAACAAAAAUGAUUUGGAAUGAAGAUGCUUCAAUUUUAAUGACUUCAAGUAAGGAUAAAACUAUAAAAAUUAUAUGUCUACCUAAAAGAUGGGAUGGUGAAAUCAUUAUUGAAAAAUAAAAGAAAAGUUUAGAUGACAUAGAAUAGUGGGAUUAAAAUAAUUGA
Messenger RNA from Paramecium pentaurelia, 1405 nucleotides. NCBI's taxonomy places the organism in Eukaryota, Ciliophora, Oligohymenophorea, Peniculida, Parameciidae. The record is from the annotation of a GenBank genome assembly.